Molecule: messenger RNA, 2719 nt
Organism: Nymphaea colorata (pocket water lily)
Lineage: Eukaryota; Viridiplantae; Streptophyta; Magnoliopsida; Nymphaeales; Nymphaeaceae
Product: BTB/POZ domain-containing protein At1g67900
Exons: 5
Coding region: 641-2524 (627 amino acids)
Source: RefSeq, a predicted model, not a curated record
UCGGUCCAGGCGGAGGAACUCUGAUCCUUCUUUUUGUUGGGGGUGAGAGCUGACCUGAAUGAGAUGCGGCUCACGUGUGUGUGGUUCUACCACGCUUGUUCAGACUGUGUUGCCGAAAACCUUCGUUUGAGAUCCCAAUCAGUUCAUCGUUAACACUCCAGUUACUAUAAUGUUAGGAGCUGAGGACAAAGUAGAAACCCAUCAAUGUAAUCAUGGGGAAAAGAAGAUAAUUUUGUCCUGCGUUUUCUUUUUCUCCAUUCCUCCUUUUUCUCCUUUUCUGGAUAAAGCGGAAGACAUCUUUCCUGCUUUCAUGGUGGGUCCAGCAAUGGUGGAGGGGCCUUCAGCUACUGCUUCUCACGUGCGAGGUGCACGCGUGGGACGUGCUCUUGCCGUCGAAGGCGUUAAAGGCCUUCUUUUUUCCCUUCCUCGCCCUCGAGUGGUGGGGUGUCGACGAAAGAAGCGAUGAUUUCUUACUGUUUGUUAUGAUGCCCACCACUGAUUCUCUACUUUUUCUAUUUCAUUCUUCCCUUCUUUUCUUUUUAUUUAGGUUUCUUUGUUAUUAAAGAAUUUUGGUCUGUAUCAAGUAAACUAAGCACGCUGAUGAGAUUUUGCUUUCGGUUUUAAGAGAAAGAAGUUGGAAAUGAAGUUUAUGAAGUUGGGUACCAGACCGGAUACUUUCUAUUCGGCCGAGGCUGUCAGGUCUGUGUCCUCAGAAGUUCCUAGUGACCUCAUCAUCCAAAUCAACAACACGGCAUACCUGUUGCAUAAGUUCCCCCUUCUAUCUAGGUGUGGUCACUUACAGUUACUCAUUUCUGAAGCCAAUGGUACAGAUGAACCCAUCAAGAUACUUGAUUUCCCUGGAGGCAUCGACGCCUUUGAAUUAUGUGCUAAAUUUUGCUAUGGUAUUACAAUCACACUCAGCGCACAUAACAUUGUCGCAGUCCGAUGUGCAGCAGAGUAUCUAAAGAUGACAGAGGAGAUAGAAAAUGGGAAUCUGAUAUAUAAGCUGGAGGUUUUCUUCAGUUCUUGCAUUCUCAAAGGGUGGAAGGACUCCAUUAUUGCUCUGCAGAGCACCAAAGCGCUGCCUCAAUUGUCAGAAGAACUCAAGAUCACAAGUCGAUGUGUCGAUUCAAUAGCUUAUCGGGUGCUCUUGCACCCUUCCAAACUGAGUUGGUCACGGAGUUGCUCUGUUAGAGGAAGCAGAGAUGAGUGCCAAAGUAAUGGGAACCGAACCAAUUCAAGGUGGUGGUGGGGUGAAGACAUAUCGGAGCUUUGUGUGGACCAUUAUCUGAGAGUCAUGCUUGCAAUUAAGUCAGGGAACAGGGUCCCAGCAAAUCUGAUAGGUGAGGCACUGCAUCGUUAUGCUCUCCGUUGGCUGCCGAUCUUGUCAAAGAAAAAGAAUGUGAAAGAUUCCGCCAACACUGAGAAUGUGGUAUCAGGGCACAAGAUGAUAUUGGAGUCCAUUGUGACCUUGUUGCCGACGGAAAGGAACUCUGUUUCUUGCAGUUUUCUACUGAAGCUUCUGAAAGCUAGCAGCAUCAUUGGCGCAUCCUGUUCCACCAAACUUGAAUUGGCAAGGAGGGUGGGGAUGCAGUUAGAAGAAGCGCGUGCCGAGGAUCUCUUAAUCCCUUCACUUUGUUACUCAGUGGAGACGUUGUAUGACGUGGAGAUUGUGCAGAGGAUACUAGAAGAAUUCAUGAUGCAGUGGAACAGCCCACCAACGAGCCCACAGAGGGAGAAGAACUUCCGUUUUGCCUGUGAGAGGAGGAGAUCAAGAUCUACUGAAGAUGUCGAGCUUCAGUUGGAGACUAGCAGGAGAUCUUCGUCCGCAUCGCAUUGUUCAAAGCUGAAGGUGGCCAAGAUUAUAGAUUGUUAUCUGCAGGAAAUUUCCAGAGAUCCUAAUCUAUCUGUAGCCAAGGUGAUUGAAUUGGCUGAGAAGAUCCCUGAUUUUGCACGGCCAGACCAUGAUGAUCUCUACUGGAUGAUUGAUAUCUUUCUGAAGGCGCAUCCAGGGCUCAGUAAGAGUGAGAGAAAGCAACUCUGCAGGUUGCUGGACUGUAAAAAGCUGUCAAUGGAAGCCUGUGUGCAUGCAGCUCAAAAUGAGAAGCUACCGCUUAGAGUCGUUGUCCAGGUCCUCUUCUUUGAGCAAGUCAAAGCAGGAAUUUCUGGAAAUAAAGUUCAUGAUCUUCCUUCUGACAUCAAGGCAUUGCUUUCAUCUGCCACUUCCACUCAAAGAACAGAAGAUCAAAACUCUAAAUUAUCGAACUUAGGUGGGCCUGCUGAUGACGCAUGGAGUAUCAGCCUACAGUUACCAAAAUCAGAUAAAACCACUGCAUCAGCUGCAACAACACUUAGAAUGAGGCUUGCAGAAGCUGAAAAUGACUGCGAGGAAAUUAGACAGUACAGCAACGGUGUUAAAAACUCUAAGCUGAGGGCAAUGUGGUCUGUACCUUCUGGACCCAAGAAGAUGUUCAGCAAGCUAUGGUCUAGCAACACGAGUGUUAGUGAGAAAGAAAGAUUAUGAUCUAAUAGUUCAUGCUCCUGUAUUGUACUUUUGUGCAUGUGGUAACAUAUUAUAUUACACCUUUUAAGCACCCAAUCUCUUGAUUUUUUUUUUUGGUGCCUGAUUUUUGCGGGCUGUAUAUUGAUGGCAACUUGUAUUCAAAUAAAUCUUUGUGUCAAGAUUAACCAGGUAAUUUGGAGAGAGAUUCUACUAUUA